ACCGACGUGCUUCUUCCCCGAAGGCUACGGCUACCUCAAGGAGAGCGAAUGAACGCCACGUGAACGGGACCGGAUUCACGGCGCAUCUGAGGAGACCAGACUUACCGCCGUUGUUUGGCGGAGAAUUCAACGAGGUCGUCGUCAACGUUUCCUUCCUGACGCCUUGUAGGCUUCGUGUGCAAAUGAUACCUGAAGGUCUCAACUGGCAAUCGAAUAUUGUUGAUGACGAAAACUCACAACGCUGCAACGAAAACGACACUGCCUACGAAGUCUCACAAACGGAGUCUGGAGGGUCAUUUGGCGUUGUCGUGAGGCGGAAAGAAAACCGCACGGUAAUAUUUGAUACCAGGCUACCGGGAACAGUGCUCGCGGAACAGUUUCUACAGGUUUCCACACGAUUGACAACAGCAAACGUAUUCGGCCUCGGAGGUCUUUCCACGAAGGGGACGCUCAAACACGACAUCAACUGGAAGACAAUAACAUUUUUCAACAGGAGAAGCCAGAACAGACCAAGCGAGUAUUUCGGUGUGCAUCCUUUCUACAUGGUGGUCGAAGAGGAUGGAAAAGCGAACGGCGUAUUUCUGAGGAACAGCAAUGCAAUGGAUGUUUUGUUGCAGCCUGAGAAUGUGAUCACGUUCAGAACGACUGGAGGCACGCUCGAUUUCGAAAUCUUCCUUGGCGACAGUCCCGACGACGUUGUGCGUCAGUUCACGGAGCUAGUUGGAAGACCAGCAAUGCCUCCUUUCUGGGCCCUGGGACAUCACAUCAGCCUGGAUUCUGAGGACGAGCUUUCACAAGUCUGGCCCCUGCUGCAGCAGCUGCGCAAGGAAGGCAUCCAAGUGGCAGCCUUGCAUCUCAAUGAAGGUUUCACAACCGAAACGAUUCUAACCGACGACUCGUCGAGUGUGGACAAAAUCCGAAAACUCCGGAACCAGACAGAAAGUUCCGGCAUAAGAUACCUGCUCCGAGCCGAUCCUCUGCUACCAUCAUCAGCGGAGCAUAUGAUCCCUCUAAUAUUGAGUGAAGGUAUCAAGAGCGACGUCGCUUUUGUAGACUUUACGAACCCGGACGCCGAGAAAGGGUGGACAGAACGUCUGAAGUCGCUAAAGGAGGCGGUAGGAUUCGACGGCUUACUACUGGACUUGAAUGAGCCAACCUACCCUCGCGAGAGCAACCGAUCAAGCUCUAAGUGUACGGAAAACAACUGGAACAACCCACCAUAUCCUGUUGGCUUUCAGCACGGGGACAGCGGAAUGUUCGAGAACAGCAUGUGUGGUGACGCAAUCCAGUCGGCCGACAUCCACUACAAUCUGCACAACCUCUACGGCUAUCACCACUCGGAAGCGACUUGGAAGAGCCUGAUAAAUAUUAUGAAGGAACGAGGCGGUCAGAGGCCCAUGAUUUUGAGCCGUGCUACGUUCUCCGGCUCGGGAUCCUUCGGCGGACACUGGUUUGAGGAGCCUGAGUGCAACUGGGAAGGACUGCGCAGGACUAUUGUUAAGGCUGUCGAGUUCUCCAUGCUUGGAAUGCCGCUGGUUGGCGGCUACUGUCACUUGUCUAGGGAACGAGAAGAUGUCCGUUUAGCGUGGCUUCAAGCGUCAGCGCUGCUUCCACUGUCUAUCACAAGAAUGAGACCAACAGAGGACAUCGAGGUAGAUGAAGCGACGACAAGGCUCCUGAAUGCGUCAGCGGCCGCUCUUGCAGCCCGGAAACGUUUGUUGCCCUACAUGUACACCGUCUUCUACGAGGCUCACUUGACCGGCGGUGCCGUCCUGCGAGCCCCAUUUUACGAGUUUCCAACGGACCCUUACGCGAUGAAUAUCAGCCACCAGUUCAUGUGGGGUUCUGCCGUCCUCGUCUCCCCCAGGGUACAAGAGGACAAUCCAGUAGUGGAGGCCUACUUUCCAGCAGGCCAGUGGUGCGACCUCUACACGGGUGAAGCAAUCAAUCUACAUCGUGGAGGAUACGUCCCACUAGACGGCGAGAAGGUCCCCCUACACGUCAAGGGUGGUUCCAUAAUUCCCUUGCUUCGUCCCGACGACGACCAAACUAGUACUGCAAGAAAGGUGGAGCUUUUCGUCUGUCCUGACCAGAACGGAGAAGCAACGGGUUUCCUGUACUGGGACGAUGGCAUCACUUACUAUAAAGACAUGAGAACGGCGCCAGCCAUACGUCUCAACUUCACUUUAACCAAGGAGCAAAGGAUAUCGAAUUUGACCAUAUCAGCUGUGGAGAAUAGCUACAAAAUACAAGCCGAACUGAUUAUUAACUCUGUGACCAUGUGCAAUGCAGCUUCUUCUCCAGCUUCAGUGUUGUUGGAUGGGAAGACAGGUGCCAACGCAACAUACGACUCAAACCUUCAGGUUCUCAAGAUGGAACCGCUAUCCAUGGAUGCCAUCAGCCAUGACAUUGUUAUAACAUUCUAGAUAAUUGCAACUGAACGCAAGAAAACCAAAUUCAUAGCAUCGGCGUCUCUUUUGUGUAAAGAACCACCAAUUUGUACGAUGCAAAGUAUGUUAAGUUUAUGACCACACGUUCACUUAUUUGCACCAGAAUAAAAGAAUUAAGUUCUGUGAUUUCCCUCUAUAUUUUCUGCUGACAGUCGUAUCGGAUAACUUUGAGGUCUGUGGUCACAAAGGAAAGACACAUUUAUUGCAGUUUACGAGAUAAAAUAAGGAGUGAAAUGCAUGUUGAGCUCAUAAAUUAUAUAUUAGGAAUUAUUAUUUAUUCCAAAUUUUUUUUACCACAUCUUGGUGAAAUAAAUAUACACA
Molecule: messenger RNA, 2771 nt
Organism: Dermacentor silvarum
Lineage: Eukaryota; Metazoa; Arthropoda; Arachnida; Ixodida; Ixodidae
Product: maltase-glucoamylase-like
Exons: 21
Coding region: 183-2426 (747 amino acids)
Biological process (GO): carbohydrate metabolic process
Molecular function (GO): hydrolase activity, hydrolyzing O-glycosyl compounds; carbohydrate binding
Source: RefSeq, a predicted model, not a curated record